This is a messenger RNA of Xenopus laevis (African clawed frog), 5569 nucleotides long. RefSeq names its product ATP binding cassette subfamily C member 13 (pseudogene) L homeolog (gene abcc13.L). Lineage: Eukaryota; Metazoa; Chordata; Amphibia; Anura; Pipidae. The coding region runs from base 296 to 4177 and encodes 1293 amino acids. The record is from RefSeq and is a predicted model, not a curated record. The transcript is spliced from 29 exons. Gene Ontology annotation, biological process: transmembrane transport. Gene Ontology annotation, cellular component: vacuolar membrane; vacuole; membrane. Gene Ontology annotation, molecular function: ABC-type transporter activity; ATPase-coupled transmembrane transporter activity; nucleotide binding.
GGAUUGAAUGAACAGACCCGGAAGGAAUGUGCCUUGUGUGGUGGGCAGGGAAGUGGGACUGGGAUAUACAGGGAGCUAAUGAGAUGCUAUAGGUGAUUCUUACAGCAGCAGCAACAGCAGCAGAUGGUAUUUAAUGCAGAUCCUGUAGAGAAGUGUGCAAGGUUACUGCUAUGUGUCCCAGAAAAGGAGGCACAGCUGAGCUGUAGGCAAGCUUGAACAUUAAGGGAUCUUUGGUGCCACAAGGAGUUGCUGCAGCUCAGAGCAGGAGGGCACAACAGCACUAUCCCGAGAGACAAUGCUGAAAGCGUUCAUUGGAAGCAAAGUUGCCUAUGCACGGAUCUCUAGCAGCGGCAAGAAAGACAAUCCUGAAAAAAAUGCCUCUUUGCUCAGCCGGCUGACCUAUUCCUGGUACAGCAGUAUAAUAACUCUUGGCUACAAGAAGCCAUUGGAAAGAGAAGAUCUUUUUGAACUAAAUGACAGCGAUUCGUCUUACACUGUCAUCCCAAUCUUUGAGAAGAACUGGAGGAAUGAAUCAACAAGACAGGAAAAGAAGGGCACAGGGUCCAACAAUGUGUCGCUGUUGCGCUCCUUGUGGAACACGUUCAAGUUCUCACUCAUCCAGGUGGCUUUCAUGAAGGUGAUAGCGGAUAUAUUGGCCUUUUCAAGUCCUCAGAUUUUAAAGCAAAUGAUCGCUUUCGCUGAAGAGCGGCCAGAGGAUGGCUGGACUGGAUACGCCCUUGCUUUGCUUCUCUUCUUCAUCACUCUAUCGCAGACGCUUGUCCUGCAACUGUACCAACGCUUUAACAUGCUCACUGCCGUGAAAAUGAAGACAUCCGUUACUGGGCUGAUUUACAGAAAGGCGUUGCAAUUGGCAUACUCAUCUCGGAAGAAAUUCACAACAGGGGAAAUGGUCAACCUGAUGUCGUCAGAUGCUCAGCAACUCUCGGACCUGGCGGUGAACCUCAAUCUUCUUUGGUCGGCGCCGUUCCAGAUUCUGAUGGCUGUCGUGUUCCUGUGGCAGGAGUUGGGGGCUUCGGUUCUUGCCGGUGUGGCCGUGCUCAUUCUGGUCAUUCCAAUAAACGCAUAUGUCGCUUCCAAAGUGAAACAGCUCAAGAAAAGUCAUUUGAGGAGUAAAGACCAACGCAUCAAGCUUCUGAAUGAGAUCUUACACGGAAUAAAGAUAUUAAAACUGUAUGCGUGGGAGCCUUCGUACCAGAGGAAAGUGGCUGAUAUUCGAGAGAGUGAAAUGGACGUAUUGAAAUCCUCAGGCUACCUGACCACCUUCUCUAUGCUGACCUUAACUUGCAUUCCAUUCCUGGUUUCCAUGGCUUCCUUUGGAGUGUACUUUUUAUUGGAUGAUUCAAAUGUCCUGACGGCAUCCAAAGUCUUUACGACCAUAUCUCUAUUUAAUAUCUUGCGACUGCCGCUCUUUGAUUUACCCAUGGUGAUCUCCUCCGUAGUGCAGACCAGAGUGUCUCUCGGCCGUUUAGAGAACUUUUUCUGCGGCGAAGAAAUCAACACAGAAAACAUUGAAACCAAAUAUAGCGGAAGCCAUGCUGUGGGAUUUUCCGGUGCAUCUUUUCAGUGGGAUAAAACAGGACCUUCCAUCUUGAAAGAUUUGAACUUUAAGAUUCCAGAAGGAUCGUUAGUUGCUGUCGUAGGGCAAGUUGGCUCUGGAAAAUCGUCACUGCUUUCUGCCAUCCUGGGGGAAAUGAACACACUUGAUGGAAAGGUUCAAAGAAAGGGUACCGUUGCCUAUGUUUCCCAGCAAGCGUGGAUACAGAAUGCUAGGUUUCAAGAAAAUAUCCUCUUCGGGUUGGCAUUCAAUAAGCAGCACUAUGAACGGGUCCUGGAAGCCUGCGCUUUGCUCCCUGAUCUGGAGCUGCUGCCGAAUGCGGAUCAUACCGAAAUUGGAGAAAGGGGUGUAAACCUAAGUGGUGGGCAGAAGCAGAGAGUUAGCUUGGCGAGAGCCGUUUACAGCAAUGCCGACAUCUUGUUACUGGAUGACCCUCUUUCGGCAGUCGACGUCCAUGUUGGAAAGCACUUGUUCGAUAAACUCAUUGGACCCAAUGGAUUAUUAAAAAAUAAGACAAGAAUCCUGGUGACCCACAGCCUGACGGUCCUUCCUCAGACAGAUCUUAUCAUCGUGAUGGAAGAAGGCAGAGCAGCUCAAAUUGGAACAUAUCGAGAGCUCAUGUCCAAACGUCAGAACUUUGCAGAUAUGAUUCAGACUUUCAACAAGGGAACAGAAAGCGAGAAUCUAUCUGACACAGAGCUGCAAGACACCGGUGCCUUCAGAGACCCUGGAGCUCUUCCGAGAACUAAGUCACAAUAUGAAGACGGAUUUAUUAAAAAGGACAGGACAUUAACAGAAGUAUCAAAGCUCCCAAGCAUGAAGAAAGAGAAAGUUGCCACUGGAAAUAUGAAAAUGUCUGUUGUCAUGAAGUACCUGCAUGCAUUUGGAUGGUACUGGGUAUGGUUUACUGUCAUUGCCUAUGUUGGCCAGAAUGUAUUGGCAGUAGGACAAAACGUGUGGCUCAGCCGAUGGUCAACGGAGGCCAAGGAUACAAAGGAAUUGAGUGAAUGGACAGAGCUCAGGAACAACAGACUGGGGGUCUAUGGGCUUCUGGGAUUUGUGCAAGGCGUUUUGGUAUGUUAUGGCGCCUAUGUGGUCACUCGAGGAACGAUUUGUGCAUCGCGGUCAUUGCACAACCAAAUGCUGGACAAUAUUUUGCACCUUCCCCUUCAGUUCUUUGAAACCACACCAAUGGGACAAGUCCUUAACAGAUUCACCAAGGAUGUGUAUGUGAUAGACGAGCGUUUCCAUUACUACUUGCGCACCUGGUUGAACUGCAUGCUGGAUGUCCUUGGAACCAUCAUUGUAAUUGUGUGCGCAACUCCACUUUUCAUACUUGCAGUUGUUCCUCUUGGAUUCCUGUACCUGCUUAUCCAACGAUACUAUAUCUCUAGUUCCCGGCAAAUCAGAAGACUUGAUGGUGCCUCUCGCUCCCCUGUCAUCUCCCACUUUGGGGAAACCUUGAUGGGGGCACCAACUAUCAGAGCGUAUGGACACCAGGAGAGGUUCAUCAAUCAGAACAAAGACGUGAUGAAUGAAAACCUGGUUUGCUACUACAAUAAUGUCAUAUCCAACAGGUGGCUUGCUGUGAGGCUGGAAUUUCUUGGAAGUUUGAUGGUUUUCUUUGCAGCGUUAUUUGCCGUUCAGGCUGGUGAUAAAAUGAAUUCAGGCGUAGUGGGAUUAUCAAUCACAUACGCACUAAAUAUCACCCAGACUUUAAAUUUCUGGGUUCGCAAGGCAUGUGAAAUAGAAACCAACGGCGUUGCUAUCGAAAGGAUUUGUGAAUAUGAAGAAAUGGAGAAAGAGGCUCCCUGGAUCAUGGGCAAGAGACCACCUGCUUGUUGGCCGGACAAAGGAGUGAUAGAAUUUGCUAAUUACAAGGCGCGGUAUAGGGAAGAUCAUGAGCUUGCCCUUCAGGAUAUAACUUUCCGGCUGCAUGCUACAGAGAAGCUGGGGAUUGUUGGAAGGACUGGAGCUGGUAAAUCCACCCUGACAAACUGCUUGUUCCGAAUAGUCGAAGGCGCAGGAGGCAAGAUCACUAUUGAUGGGAUUGACAUAGCGACGAUCGGACUCCAUGAUUUGAGAAGUAAACUUAAUAUCAUACCUCAGGACCCUGUCUUGUUUUCUGGGACACUCCAGAUGAAUCUGGAUCCUCUAGAGCAACACUCUGAUGCGGAGCUGUGGGAAGCUCUGGAAAUGUGUCACCUGAAACCGUUUGUGCAGUCCCUUCCUAAAAGGCUUUACCAUGAGAUUUCAGAAGGUGGUGAGAAUCUAAGCGUCGGACAAAGGCAAUUAAUCUGUCUUGCUCGUGCCCUGCUGCGGAAAGCAAAAAUACUGGUUUUAGAUGAAGCUACAGCCUCCAUUGAUAUGGAGACCGACAACCUGGUUCAAGGCACAAUCCGCAAGGCGUUCUCCGACUGCACCGUCCUGACCAUAGCGCACAGACUGCACAGUAUUCUGGAUUCAGAAAGAGUGCUAGUUCUGGAUGCUGGCCAAGUUGCAGAAUUUGGGGAGCCACAACGGCUGAUACAGAAGAAAGGCCAUUUCUCCCGGAUGUUAUCAGAAGCCAAGAUACUCCAAGGCAGGGACGAAACCAAUUAACGCAAAGCAAAUUCGUCCAAUCAAAAGAUCUUUUUAACGUUGCAGAAAGAGGUUGAGGUCCCUUUAUUCUGUGAUACGACCAACGUUGCCUUUAAACACUGAGCAAUAACCGCACAGCCGGCUGUACCAAUCGUCUCUCGUUUGAAAUCAGUUUACCCACAAUCCUUGCAUUUGAUUGGCUUUAUAAUGAAGACGAAAAACAGAAAAAGCACAUAUUUUAAUAAUGAAAUGUUUUUUAAUGUCAUUUUUGGUUCCUUGGGAAUAUGAGCGUGUUCUACAGGAACAAAGAUCUGCAGCUGCUCACUCUUGUUGUUAUUUAAACACAGGGAUCUAUGGGGACUGGUGUUUUGUUCCAAGGGGAAGUAAUACAGAAAAGUAACCUCUCCUGUAUUUCAGAAAUUUAUAUUCUGAGAGGAUUUGUUUCUCCCCUUCCUGUUUCCUUUUCUAUAGUUUUUUUUUUAUUUAGAUUUUUUAUUGAAAAUAUGAUUGUUAGCUUUAGUGACUCAAACAACCCAAAACAUUCAUUGCGAGGCAGCCUGGGAUGCAAGUCAAUGACUGUAGCUGCCAGUUGGCAGUUUAAUCACUGGAGGGCCCUUAAAGUAAAAGAAAUAUAAAAUAAAAUUGGAGACAACAAUGUUUCGUUGUGACGAAUGAUGACGAGUGACUCGUGUGCUCCAUCUGAAAGUAAAGCAAAAAGAUAAAGCCCAAAUCAUAAUUUAUGGGGAGUGAUGUUGCCCAGAGCAACCAAUCACAUUUUAACAGAAAUCAAAAGCAAAGAUCUGAUUGGUUGCUAUGAGCAACAUCACCAGUAAUGUUUCACUCCAUUUUUUUUUACACAGCAUGAUAAAUAGACCCCUAUAUAUAAUGUACAUUUUAAGGUGCAAAUCCCUGUAAAAAGAUCUCACUACCUCAAUGGAUGUGUAUUCAGCUUAAUCAGACAAACAAUGCCAUGGAGCUGAGAACGUAAUAUUUUCCUGAAUGCUAAACGCAUGUACAAGCCUUGAAAGCAGUCUUGGGAAAUACAGAAAAAUAUGGCGGAGCUUUGUAAGUAAGAUCCCUGGGCCGGUGCAAUUAUUUCCAAACAGUACUGGUCCAAGGGGAACAUUUGUGAUUUAUGACUCAGGGAUGAGUGUUGAAAGCAAUAACUGCUGCCUGGAUUUCAUAGAACGGAACCAGCACGUUGGAGUUCACUUUGCUUAGAAUAAGCCUGAUCUGUAACAUACGAAAUAUUACUUUUAAAGCUGAUUUCAGCUCAUUGUAGAGUUUGGUUGUCAGUGAACGAUGAUGUGACGCUGGUAUAGUUUUUAUGGUCUUGUGUUGAAUGUAAAAAAAAAAUCUAAUAUUUUCAUGUAUUAACUUUGGCAAAAAAGGUGAAAAUGUAAAAAUAAAGAU